Molecule: messenger RNA, 1316 nt
Organism: Crotalus tigris (Tiger rattlesnake)
Lineage: Eukaryota; Metazoa; Chordata; Lepidosauria; Squamata; Viperidae
Gene: IL23A
Product: interleukin 23 subunit alpha
Exons: 5
Coding region: 109-624 (171 amino acids)
Biological process (GO): positive regulation of T-helper 17 cell lineage commitment; positive regulation of T cell proliferation; immune response
Cellular component (GO): extracellular region; interleukin-23 complex
Molecular function (GO): cytokine activity
Source: RefSeq, a predicted model, not a curated record
CGGCAGUGUCCCCGGGGUCACGUGUGCCUCUUUUGCUUGGUUGAAUUUAUGAACUAUAUUUAUGAGUUAUAAGAUGGAUUCUGAUUUUUGAGAAUUAGGCUGAGAGGAAUGACGCUGUCCCGGGAAAGUGAUAUAGACUGGCAGGGUUGCAAAACUGCCUCACAACAGGUCCUUGAGCACCUGCAGAAGCUGAACGUGACUAAGGUGGAAAAAAGUUUAACUAUUUCACUUCCUCAGCGAAUUGAAUGCAACGAUCACUGUGAUCCAGAUUCCCUGGGAAAGAAUAGCAUGCUAUGUCUGGUGAAGAUUCAUCGGGCCCUUCAACGUUAUCAGGAACUUCUGACACAGUAUUCAAAAUCAGAUACUACUACUGGGCUACGAACUGCUGUGACUAAUUUGUUGCAGUUCCUUCCAAAGGUAAAGUAUGUUUAUGAGGCAAAGGGAACAGAUUACAGGGACAUUGCAACAAUGCAAUAUGAAAGCAGAAGUCGAGCCGAAGAAAUACAAGCAUGGGAGGAAUCGCAUGUGGUGGAUGUCAUCUUACAGCGCCUACAGUUGUUUGCAAUUUUGAUGGCACGGGUCUUUGCCCACUGUGCAGCAUUGAAUAAGAAUGUAACUCUCUGAGCUAGAAUAAUGCCAGGGUGGGAGGGAGAAUAUUUCAUUACAAACCUUCAUGUACUUCCACAUUAUCCAGAAGAUACAAUUCAUUGCCUGGGAAUGCAAAAAUCAACGAGACAAGAAUAGUUGGGGGAGGGUGACCUGGGAGAAACAAGGUGUGUCAUUAUGUGCUCUUAUUUAUUUAAUAUACUUAUUUAAUGUAUUUAUUUUUAUUUAUAUGGCUCAAUUCCUGUUGAGCACGGCUGUGCUAGUGACCAAGAAUGAUAGGAAAACUUAAGGGCCAACUGUUAAUAUCAAAAGUGGGGAUCAUUCAAGAAUCUCUCACUUUCAUUUACAAUGUAAAAUGUUAUGUUCAUCCUCUUUUGAGGGAUUAUGAGAACAGUGUUUUGUAUGACCGACUGCAAUAAAAAAUCUGCAUUUGUGUUAUUGAAAUGUAUUGAACAGUUCCAUAAAUGGUAAAAGGACACAGAGGUGAGACUUCUCCCUCCCCUCUAGUAUCCUACAGGGACAGGGCAGAAUGCUGUGUGAACUCAUACAGUACUGGGAUGAUGGGAGCUAUGGGGGCAUCAUUGGUAGAGGGCCUAGAAUCCCACUACAUUUUCCUGGAACCUUCCCUUUCCCUGGUGGUGUCCCACAUUAACACUUCCAUUUCAACGUUUUAUAGUAAAUCAGAAUUUGCCAAACUUUGCGAGGAUUGU